Messenger RNA from Abrus precatorius (Indian licorice), 1500 nucleotides. Its product is annotated as putative pumilio homolog 8, chloroplastic. Lineage: Eukaryota; Viridiplantae; Streptophyta; Magnoliopsida; Fabales; Fabaceae. The record is from RefSeq and is a predicted model, not a curated record. Gene Ontology annotation, biological process: post-transcriptional regulation of gene expression. Gene Ontology annotation, cellular component: cytoplasm. The coding region runs from base 1 to 1500 and encodes 499 amino acids. Gene Ontology annotation, molecular function: mRNA binding. The transcript is spliced from 6 exons.
AUGUCAAAACGAUCAUCUCUGUUUAACGAUGAUGGGUCUAGUUUUUUGUCGUCUGAAUCGUCAUGCUUAUCUCAGUUCUUGUUGCGAAGCCAAAACCCCUAUCACGUGAAUCAAACCCUAGAAGAUGCUUUUGCUGGUCUUUCUGUCUCUGCGUCUUCUUUUAAUCACCCACCUCUUGAUCUUCUUGGCCCUGGGUCUUCUUCUGGUGUUAAUGGCAACGCUAAGAUUCUCUCUCGCUUUAGUUAUGAAAGUGGGACUCUUGUAACCCCUCAAAGUUCCGAUCUGUACCCUUCUUCUUUUCCCACGUUCAGCGCCAACGUUUUCUCUUCAAGCUACGAUCAUGGGUUUCUUGAUUCGGAGCCACUGGCGAGACAGAGAGAAUUUGGUAACGUUUAUCCCACUGUGCCACUUUCGAACGGGGUGCAACAAAAACCCUUAGGUAGUAAUUUAUUGAACGAUUGCUGGGGUAACAGGUCGAGUGGUCCGAGGUUUAAUGUCGAUGAAAGGCGCUUGCAAUGGUUCAAUGAUUUUAGGGGGAGGGUUCUGUUAUUGGCUAUGGAUCAACAUGAAUGUAGGACUUUGCAGGAAACACUGAAAAUAUUGAAAAGAGAGGAGCUUUCUAUCAUCUUCUCGGAGCUGAUAAAUCAUGUGGUUGAGUUGAUAGUUGAUCCCUUUGGGAAUUAUGUUGUUCAGAGGAUGGUGGAAAUCUGCAGUAAAGAACAACGAACUCAGAUCAUUUUAAUGUUGACUCAGUCUAAUCUUCAGUUAGUCAGAAUAUGUCUUACCCCCCAUGGAGCCCGCACUGUUGAGAAGUUAUUGGCGCAUGUUACCACCCAGGAGCAACGAGGUCUGAUUAUGUCAGUUUUAAGCCCCAGUGCUGCUGUAUUGGCUAAGGAUAUGAAUGGUCAUCGUGUGCUUCUGCAUUGUCUAAAACAUUUCUCAGAAGAAGAUACUAAGCAUCUUCUGAAUGUGGUGGCAAUCAAGUGUUUUGGGAUUGCAACAGAUAAGACUGGGUGUUGUGUGCUGCAGCAAUGUGUUAACCAUGCUCAGGGAGAAACAAAAAGGCAGCUGAUUGCUGCCAUCAUAAGAAAUGCUGCACUCCUAGCAGAAGACUCUUAUGGCAACUAUGUUGUGCAGCAUUUGUUGUCUCAAAAAAUACCAGGAGUUGUAGAAAGUCUUAUGAGACAGCUUGAACAAAAUUUUUUCCAUCUUGCCUGCAACAAAUAUGGGAGUAAUGUAGUGGAGAAGUUCUUUCACGAAUCAGGGGAACAACAUUCAUCACUUAUUAUUUUGGAGUUGCUCCACAAUCCAAAUGUUGCUAUGCUUCUUGUUGAUCCAUACGGAAAUUAUGUCAUCAAAUCAGCACUGUCUGCGUCCAGGGGUGCUCUUCGAGAUGCUUUAGAGAACCUGAUCCAACUAAAUUCCAUGAUGAUGUGUAGUAACCUCUAUGGCAAAAAAUUACUUGGUUGUCAGGUUGUGUUUGUUUGUAGUUUGUGUUAG